Messenger RNA from Fusarium graminearum PH-1, 1104 nucleotides. RefSeq lists its product as uncharacterized. Lineage: Eukaryota; Fungi; Ascomycota; Sordariomycetes; Hypocreales; Nectriaceae. Bases 1 to 1104 code for a protein of 367 amino acids. The transcript is spliced from 2 exons. The record is from RefSeq and is a predicted model, not a curated record.
AUGGCGAUUCCAAUGCUCCUUGCUCUAACUGUCUGCCCUGCCAUGCUAGGCACACAAGAGGCAAUUCGGCAGAGUCAAAGCAAGACGAAACGUGAAGAACAUCGUGGUAGACGGUGUAACUUGGUCGUGUCUUGCGUCAAACCUUCUAUUAGGAGUCGUGAUAUCAACAACAAGUUGGUUGUCUUGAAAGAUUCAAAGCUUUACAUUGCCAAUGAACACCCCCUCUACAACCAUGACCCCAAGAAUAGUAUCAGCAAAGGGUACGCAUUCUCGGGAUACUUCCUACCUUUCCCUGAUUCAGAAUACGAAGGUCUAGUCACUACCAUCAGUGACGACCCUCCCUUCUUGAACUGGAUCUACAUUGACAAGAACACGUACGAAGUUAAGUACGGAGUGCGCGCCGAUACUGAAGGUCACAUUACAGGUCCGUUUGACUGUACCAAGCAAGACCGUCGCAUGAUGUGCGAAAGCUGGGAGGGCUUCUGCGCUGUUGAAGAACUGCCAGGCAUCUGGGCACUUUACUACGAUCGAGAUGACGAUGGUCUGAGAUCAAAGGUCGCGAUGGGUACUCGAGUUCUCGAGGUAGAGCUUACUCGCCGAGAGAAGAAGGAGCCCAAGCCUGCACCUGAUCCCAGUGCGCCCAAAACUGUGGAUGAAAAGAUGAAGCAGCACAAGGAGCAGACUGCCAAGGAGGAGGCCGAGAAGGCUGAAUUCAUGGCUACCGGCCGUCAUCCUGGUGCUGAGCCGCCCUCGCCUGCUCAAAAGCCCGAGGUGAAGAACAAUACCUUCCUUGAUCCAGAUUCCAAGGAGGCUAAGAAGCAACGCAUCGCCGAUGCCCUUAGUCGUCUCAAUAUUGACAGCCCUACAAAGAGCGAGGGAGGUUCCGACGGAAGCAUCCUGACCAGUCUCAGUCAGGACUUUUCCAUCUUCUCAUUGGCCAAGAAGAUGACCGACACAACGAACAAUGAUGAAGAGGCCACAGUGGCAAGUUCUCUAUGGGGAGGCGAAAGAGAGAAGGGAAACGACAAGGACAAGGGGCAUAAGAAGUGCGAUUCAGCAAGUGAAGCGGGCUCGUACAAGAAGCCCACUGUCGAAGAAGGCUGA